AUGAACUCCAUUAAGCGCAUGGGCGGAAAGAUGAUGAAGCGGUCCGACGAUCAGCAAGAUGUCGGCGCUGUCAUUAGCGAGUUCAAGUCGACGGAGAACAUGCUCGACCGCCUUGCCCGCGACCUCAAAACCUGGCGCGAAAGCUGGGAAGACAUCCUUAAAUACCAAUCAGACGCCGCCGAAGCAUUUGUGACCCUCUACAAACCCAUCCCAAUUCCUGCCGACGUGGACCUCCCACAACACUACACUCCCGUUGAGACACCUCAAUCCACCCUCCAACGUACCGUUGGACUCCACAAAGCCCACGCCGAUUCGAAGACCGACUUGCAGCAGGAGAUCGCGCAGAUUCAGUCAAAGCUCAUUCGACCGGUGGAGGAAGCGAAGAUAGCACUUCGAGGAUUACAACGCACCCUGAAACAUCGGGAGAAUAUGAAGCUGGAUUACGAACGAUACCUGAGCCGUGCGGAACACGCGAGGAAGAAGGAGGCCAAGACGGUCAAAGAUCAGACGAACUUGGCUAAGUGCGAGGGAGACUUGGUGCAGGCGAAGAUUGAUUAUCAGACUGCGGACGAGCAGGUCAAACAGACGUUCCCGCCAGUGACGGAUGCGGUGCUGGCGUUGAUGCCGUAUCUUCUGGCGGGUCAGGUCAUGCUGCAGACGACGCUGGUUGGGCAGCUGUAUACCGUUCUGGACGCUUACUGCAAGAGAGAGGGACUGCCUAGUCCGGCGCCGAGUGAUGCGGAGAUCAUAUCAAGGUGGGAUGCGGAAUACACGGGCUUCAGGAAGGAGGUUGAGAGUGGGUUGAAAGUCCUGGCGGGCGGAAAAGCGGUGCAUAUGAGCAUGACAUUGCCAGUGCAGGACAGCAGUACGGUGACAGGUUUGGGAAUCAGGAACAAAGCCCGCUCAGGCGUAUCGGGUCUGCCAGGCCUCAACAAAACGAAGAGCGAGCAGCCUCUAGCCCAUCUCUACGGCAACCCGCCUCCAUACUCCACCACCGCCGGCGGCGCCUCUUCCCCCUCAAUCUACCACACUCCCGUCGCCGGCCUCUCCCCCCCCGCAUCCCACACCUCCCGCAACGACUACUUCGACCGCAAAGUCUCCCAAUCCUCCCUCACCCGCACAACCAGCAAUCAAGCUCAAGCCACCACUCCCAACGGCACAGUCUGGGGCGUCGCAGCCGCCGCAGCAGCCGCAGCGAAGAAGAAACCUCCACCGCCCAUUCCCGCGAAGCGGCUCGCGUCGACGGGUGCGACGUUUGUGACGGCGCUGUAUGAUUUCGCGGGGCAGAGUGAUGGGGAUCUGGCGUUUCGGGAGGGUGAUCGGAUUCGAGUGGUGAGGAGGACGGAGAGUACGGAUGAUUGGUGGGAGGGCGAGUGUGAGGGGAGGAAAGGGCAGUUUCCGGCAAAUUAUGUGCAGAUGUAGAUACAGCUCGGGAAAGUCAGUCAC
This is a messenger RNA of Zymoseptoria tritici IPO323, 1446 nucleotides long. RefSeq lists its product as uncharacterized. The coding region runs from base 1 to 1422 and encodes 473 amino acids. The record is from RefSeq and is a predicted model, not a curated record. Gene Ontology annotation, biological process: endocytosis; actin cortical patch localization; plasma membrane tubulation. Gene Ontology annotation, molecular function: lipid binding; protein binding. The transcript is spliced from 3 exons. Gene Ontology annotation, cellular component: mating projection tip; medial cortex; Rvs161p-Rvs167p complex. Lineage: Eukaryota; Fungi; Ascomycota; Dothideomycetes; Mycosphaerellales; Mycosphaerellaceae.